Messenger RNA from Malassezia pachydermatis, 1674 nucleotides. Its product is annotated as phosphoenolpyruvate carboxykinase. The transcript has a single exon. Gene Ontology annotation, molecular function: ATP binding; phosphoenolpyruvate carboxykinase (ATP) activity. The record is from RefSeq and is a predicted model, not a curated record. Lineage: Eukaryota; Fungi; Basidiomycota; Malasseziomycetes; Malasseziales; Malasseziaceae. Bases 1 to 1674 code for a protein of 557 amino acids. Gene Ontology annotation, cellular component: cytosol. Gene Ontology annotation, biological process: gluconeogenesis.
AUGACUUCGCCAGGCAACCACCACGACGAACUUCCCAACAGCCAGGAGGAAUUCAACCCUCUCCUCGGUGUGGACAUCACCAUGUUCUCGAAGGCCGGUUUCGACAUGGAGCGUGUUUCGAUCAAGCGCAACACCCCCGUGGCCGAGCUCUACGAGGAGGCUAUUCGCAAGGAAGGUGCCGUUAUCUCUUCGAGCGGUGCUCUGAUCAACUUCUCGGGUAAGAAGACCGGUCGUAGCCCGAAGGACAAGCGUAUUGUGUACGAGGAGACCUCGAAGGACGACAUCUGGUGGGGCCCUGUCAACAUCAAGCUUGACGAGCACACUUUCGAGAUCAACCGUGAGCGUGCUAUCGACUACCUGAACACCCGCGACGAUAUCUACGUCUUCGACGGUUUCGCUGGCUGGGAGCCGAAGUACCGCAUCAAGGUCCGUGUGAUCUGCGCUCGUGCCUACCAUGCCCUCUUCAUGCACAACAUGCUUAUCCGCCCGACUCGUGAGGAGCUCGAGAACUUCGGUGAGCCGGACUUCACUAUCUACAACGCUGGUCAGUUCCCUGCCAACCGUUUCACUGCUGGUAUGACCUCGUCGACCUCGGUGGAGAUCAACUUCAAGCGCCGUGAGAUGGUCAUUCUGGGUACUGAGUACGCCGGUGAGAUGAAGAAGGGUAUCUUCUCGGUCAUGCACUACCUGCAGCCGGUCAAGUUCGGCCAGCUGUCGCUCCACUCGUCGGCCAACCAGGGCCCGAAUGGCGACGUGUCGCUGUUCUUCGGUCUCUCGGGUACUGGUAAGACCACUCUCUCGGCUGACCCGUCGCGCAUGCUCAUCGGUGACGACGAGCACGUCUGGUCGGACCACGGUGUGUUCAACAUCGAGGGUGGUUGCUACGCCAAGUGCAUUGGCCUGAGCGCUGAGAAGGAGCCCGAGAUCUUCAACGCUAUCCGCUUCGGUUCGAUUCUGGAGAACGUCACCUACGACCAGAGCACUCGUGAGCCUGACUACGACGACUCUAGCAUCACGGAGAACACUCGUUGCGCUUACCCGAUCGAGUACAUCCCGAACGCCAAGAUCCCGUGCAUUGCUGACAAGCAGCCGUCGAACGUCAUUAUGCUUACGUGCGAUGCCUUCGGUGUUCUUCCGCCGGUGUCGAAGCUGACCUCGGAGCAGGCUCAGUACCACUUCAUUGCUGGUUACACCUCGAAGACUCCGGGUACCGAGGACGGUGUCAUGGAGCCCUCGCCGACCUUCUCGACCUGCUACGGUCAGCCCUUCAUUGUGCUGCCGCCGCAGCGCUACGCCAGUAUGCUUGCUGAGCGCAUGAGCGCCACCAAGUGCAAUGCCUGGCUUGUGAACACUGGCUGGACCGGCGGUAAGUUCGGUGUCGGCAAGCGUUGCCCGCUCAAGUACACUCGUGCUAUCCUCGACGCCAUCCACGAUGGCUCGCUGGCCCAGGCUGAGUACGAGACCUUCGCUCCGGGUGUGUUCGACUUCCAGGUGCCGAAGGCUGUCAACAACGUUCCUUCGGAGCUGCUUGACCCGUCGAAGGCCUGGUCGGACAAGGGCGCCUUUGAGUCGGAGCUGAAGAAGCUGCAGGACAUGUUCAAGGAUGGCUUUGCCAAGUUCGAGAAGGAGGUGAAGCCGGAGGUGCUCCGCGCUGGUCCCAGCUCGGUCCACUAA